Molecule: messenger RNA, 5765 nt
Organism: Phyllopteryx taeniolatus (common seadragon)
Lineage: Eukaryota; Metazoa; Chordata; Actinopteri; Syngnathiformes; Syngnathidae
Product: lactase/phlorizin hydrolase-like
Exons: 18
Coding region: 84-5765 (1893 amino acids)
Biological process (GO): carbohydrate metabolic process
Molecular function (GO): lactase activity
Source: RefSeq, a predicted model, not a curated record
CAGUUGUGUAACCAGGAACUCGGACGAAAACACGAGGGCUACGACAGCUGCUCUGCCUCUCAAUCCAUUCCAUUCCAGCCACCAUGAAGUACUUGUUCCUCGCGUCUCUGUGCGUUACGUAUUUGUACGAUAUCCUGAGCAGUGAGGUAAAUGGUGGGGAGGUCUUCAUGCUUCUCGCAGGGCCACUUCCGGACCACCGGAGCACGGUUCAGGCCGAGAAGGUGUUUAACUGCGGUGGUCCCAUCCCUUCCGGAUCCCCACGGUACUUUGACUACCUUCGGAAAAGAGGUGUAACCCAUUUCCAAGUCCCACUGUCCUGGCAUCGACUCCUACCAUCAGGCCUCCCCAGCCAGCCACAACAAACUGUGCUCAGCUACUACCGUACUCUCCUGAAUCAGAUCUUGACUGCGGGUCUCCAGCCUCUCGUCAUCCUUCACGGAUCCACAGUGCCGGAAGCUCUGAGGUCAAAGUUUGGAGGAUGGGAAAGCCGAGAGCUGCAAGGGAUGUUUGUACUCUAUGCAGAGUUUGCCUUCGGAGAGUUUGGGAAGCUCGCCCGCUCCUGGGUGAUAAUCAGUAAUCUGGAUGAGGUUUGGCGAGAGGGACCACCACACGAUGAACGUUAUCAGCAAGAUCUCCUCCUGUUGAUCCAGAAUAUUUACCAACUUUACCAUGGUAGCUUUGGAGACAAAGGGAAAGUUUCUAUUGGGUUGAGAGCAAGUGACAUCGAACUACUUUCGCAGAUCCGAGAUGCACUCAGAAUGGACUUUUUGUUGGUGCAGCUUGAGUCCAACUGCGCCUCCGCAUUUAAUUUGAUUGAGGAGCUGACCAGGUUGCAGAUGCCCAGUAAGGAUGUGCCUAUCCUGGUAUACAAGAUGACGGUCUGUGAUUGUGCUGACAGUCGGUUCCAGGCUUGUCGUAAUUUCUUAAAAGUGCUCAACAGCAACAAUAUGAAAAUAGAAGGAUGUGACAUGGUGGACAUGUUAGGAAAGAUGGAUACGGAGGGUCUGUCUACCAGCAUUGGUGUCCUUGGAUAUUCUAGCGAAAUGACCAACAGUUACCAGACUGUCUGGGAUAAGUUUGGUGUCCAGCUCGAGUCCGAACGCGAUAUUUUCCUUAAUAAAUUCUUCCCCUCGGAUUUCCAGUGGGCCACUUCCAGUGAGUCCUUCAAAGUGGAAGGAGGCUGGGCUGAAGGUGGGAAGGGAGAAACCAUUUGGGAUCGCUUCGGUCAUGAAAAUAAAGUUUUCGAUAAUCAGACUGCUGAUCAAGCUUGUGACAGUUAUCACAAGGUAGAUUACGAUGUGUACCUCCUUCGAGGCCUUCAAGUCAACACCCACCAGUUUUCCAUCUCGUGGGCACGUAUUUUCCCCUCAGGAUAUCGAAGGAGUCAGUCUCAUAAAGGUGUACUCUAUUAUGACAAACUAAUCAAUGCUCUCAUUAAUUCGGGAAUACAACCGGUCGUCACCUUGUACCACUGGGACCUGCCCCAGGACCUCCAGAAUCAGGGCGGAUGGACCAACGCUUCCAUUAUUGACGCCUUCAAGGACUAUGCGGACUUCUGCUACUCCACAUUCGGAGACAGGGUCAAGAUGUGGAACACGUUCAGUAGCCCUUGGGUAGUUAGCCACGCUGGCUAUGGGGUCGGCGAUCACCCCCCUGAAGUCCAAGAUUAUGUUGUGGCUUCCUACCAGGUGACUCAUCACUUAAUCAAGUCCCACGCCGAGGCCUGGCAUGUUUACGACGACAAAUACAGAACCAAACAAGGCGGCAAGGUGGGCAUCGCGUUAAACUCCGACUGGGCCGAGCCCUUGGAUCCCUCCAGACCUGAGGACGUGGUGGCAGCGUACCGUUCCCUGCAAUUCAUGCUAGGAUGGUUUGCUCACCCUAUAUUUGUGGACGGAGACUACCCGGCAACUCUGAAGAGUCAGAUUGACAAGAAAAACAAACUGUGCCCUCAUUCGAAACCUGCGAUUCUCCCAGUUUUCACUCCUGAAGAAAGUCAACGGAUCAACGGAACAGCUGACUUUUUUGGACUAAACCAUUAUACAUCGCGGCUGAUUAACAGCAGUGAUGGUGGUUGCGCCGUGGGUCCGCAAGGGGUGGGUGACUUCCAGACCCAUGUAGACCCAUCUUGGUCCCGUACAGCUUCGGACUGGAUCUAUUCAACACCCUGGGGGCUGAGAAGGCUUCUUAACUACAUCGCUCUGGAGUACUUAAACAUUAUAAAAGUGCCUGUGUACAUAACAGGGAACGGCAUGCCAACAGAAUUUGGCGGGACGCCCCUAAAUGACACCAGUAGGGUAGACUACUUAAGGAGGUACAUCAAUGAAGCUCUGAAAGCAAGACUCCUUGACAGGGUGGACGUGCGGGGGUUCACCGUGCAGUCGCUAAUGGACGGAUUCGAGGGGAGACAAGGCUACAGCCAAAGAUUUGGGCUUCACCAUGUCAACUUUGAGGACCCGGACAGACCUAGGACCCCCAAACAGUCGGCGUACUUCUAUUCACAGGUUAUAAAACAAAAUGGAUUUAGUAGUAGACGUGGGCGUGUUUUGAAAGUGACGCAGACACAAUUUAAACCUCCCUUAAAAGCGUUAACUCCUUCAGAGGUUCCAUCCAAGUCCAAGGUUACAUGGGAGAGAUUUUCCCAACAGUCCAAAUUCCACCGGAAAAUCUACCACUAUGGCACUUUCCCACCAAAUUUCACCUGGGGAGUAUCGUCUUCUGCUUACCAAAUUGAAGGUGCCUGGAAUUCCGAUGGGAAAGGACCAAGUAUUUGGGAUGUGUUUACCCACAAGCCAGGUAGUAUACCGGGUAACGCCAAUGGAGACGUGGCCUGUGACAGUUACCACAGAUUCCGGGAGGACCUCUACAUGCUGCGAGCUUUGGAGGUUAAGUCGUACCGAUUUUCCUUGUCCUGGUCCAGGAUCUUUCCUAGUGGUCUGCGAAGUUCCCUCAAUCGAAAGGGUGUUGACUUUUACAACAGCGUUAUUGAUGAUCUUCUGGUAAAUGGCAUCACACCAUUGGUAACGCUGUACCACUGGGAUCUCCCUCAGGAGUUGCAAAAUAUUGGCGGCUGGGAGAGUUCAGGCAUGAUCGAAAUUUUCGCUGAUUUUUCUGAUUUCUGUUUUUCUACCUUCGGAGACAGGGUCAAGUUUUGGAUGACUUUCAAUCAGCCGUACACCAUCGCGUGGUCAGGAUACGGACUCGGACAGAUUCCGCCAAAUGUUAGGAAGCCAGGAAGUGCGCCAUAUAGAGUUGCACACAACCUCAUAAAAGCCCAUGCCAAAGCUUACCAUAUCUACGAUGAAAAAUACCGCAAAUCCCAAGGUGGUCAAGUUUCUCUCGCGCUCAAUUCUGACUGGGUAGAACCGAAGGACGUCCGCGUUCUCCGUGAAGUGGCGGCCGCCGACCGUGCGAUGCAGUUCCAAUUGGGCUGGUUCGCUCACCCCAUUUUCAAGAACGGCGACUAUCCCGACGCGAUGAAGUGGCAGGUUGGAAACAAGAGCGAACUCCAAGGUCUGGCGGAGUCCAGACUGCCUAAGUUCACCGAAGAGGAAAGGAAGUACAUCAGGGGGACCGCUGAUGUGUUCUGCUUAAACCACUUCACCACAAAGACAGUAAGCCAUGCCACGGCUCGACUCACACCGCCAUCCUAUGAAUACGAUCGUGACCUGACGGAAAGAGAAGACGCGGAUUCGCCAACCACGGCCAUCAAAAACCAGAGAGCUGUGGCCUGGGGCUUAAGGAGACUCCUCAACUGGGUCAAAGAUGAAUAUGGAGAGCCGGAGAUUUACAUCACUAACUGUGGGGUUGCCACAGAAUCAAAGACAAAGUGGGAUGACUCCGCCAGGGUGUUUUAUUUCAAAACCUACAUUGAUGAGGCUCUCAAAGCCUCCGAUUUGGACGAUGUGAAGGUGAGAGGCUUCACGGCCGCCUCUCUCAUGGACUCAUUCGAGUGGCUCGACGGGUUCAAAGUGGGAUUCGGCUUGCACCACGUCGACUUCGAGGACCCGAACCGCCCGAGAACACCCAAGUAUUCCGCUCAUUUCUACCAUAGAGUCAUCAAGGACAAUGGAUUUCCCACACCAGAGGAUGAAAAAAUACUUUACGGAAAUUUUGCCAAAGACUUCAUCUGGAGUACUGCAACAGCAUCAUAUCAGAUCGAAGGAGGAUGGAGGGCCGAUGGAAAAGGUCUAAGCAUUUGGGACAAGUUCGCCCACACACCGCUCCGAGUGUUCAACGACGACAACGGGGACGUCGCCUGCGACAGUUACAACAAAAUAGAUGAGGAUGUUUCAAUGUUGAGGCAACUCAAGGUGACGCAUUACCGUUUCUCCAUAUCCUGGCCAAGGGUUCUUCCUGAUGGCACCACCAACAACAUAAAUGAAGCUGGAUUGAGUUACUACAGUCAGUUGGUGGAUGCCCUGCUCGAUGCAAAUAUCCAACCUCAUAUCACUCUGUACCACUGGGACCUUCCUCAAGCUUUGCAGGACAUUGGAGGCUGGGAGAAUGAAACCAUUGUGCUCAAAUUCCGGGCUUAUGCCGACCUCAUUUUUAGCCGCCUUGGUCACAAAGUCCAAUUCUGGAUUACCAUUAAUGAGCCGUACAACAUCGCCAAUGUGGGUCACGGCUAUGGAGCUGCUGCUCCAGGGAUUAGUUUCCGACCGGGCACGUUGCCGUACAUUGUGGGCCACCACUUGCUCAAAGCGCACGCAGAGGCCUGGCAUCUGUACAACGACAAGUACCGCAGCAAGCAGGGCGGAAUCAUCUCCAUCACCAUCAAUUCCGAUUGGUCCGAGCCCAGGAACCCUUAUAAGCAGGAGGAUGUCGAUGCUGCAAGGCGUGUGGUGCAGUUCUACAUCGGCUGGUUUGCACACCCUGUAUUUAAGGGAGACUACAGUGAUAUGAUGAAGACGAUCAUUCAAAAGAGAAGCCUCGAAGCUGGGCUGCCCAAAUCUCGGCUGCCUGAAUUCACCGCGGAAGAGGUAAAAAGAAUCAAAGGUACUUACGAUUACUUUGGAUUCAACCAUUACACCACCGUCCUGGCCUUCCCUGUGGAUUACGGGAACCUUCAGCACUAUGACGCCGAUAGAGGCGCGGGAACAAUCGCAGAUCGCACGUGGCUGGAUUCGGGUUCGUCUUGGCUCAAGGUCUCGCCAUUCGGAUUCCGGAGGAUAUUAAACUUCAUUCAGGAGGAAUAUGGAAAUCCUCCUAUUAUCAUCACAGAAAACGGGAUCUCGGAGCGUGGGCCGGUGGAUUUGAAUGAUUUCCACAGGAGUUACUACUAUGAGAAAUACAUCAACCAGGUUUUGAAAGCUUAUGUACUGGAUGGCGUGGAUAUUAGGGGCUACACGGCUUGGUCAUUGAUGGAUAACCUGGAGUGGGCCACGGGAUUUUCUGAAAGGUUCGGACUCUUCCACGUCAAUCACUCAGACCCCAAACUUCGUCGGGUGUCCAAGAUGUCUGCUGCCUACUACGCCACCAUCGUCACCUGUAACGGAUUUCCAGAACCCGCUACCGGGCCGCAUGAGUGUCUAAACCACGAGGUGGAAGGCACCAGUGUGCCCAGCACGUCUCCUCCUUCCGUCAACACCGUCAACUUCCUGGGUAUCACUCUCUCCGCCGGUGAUGCAGAGAUUGGACUGUACUCACUGUUUGCUCUCUUUAUUGUUGCCUUGCUUGUUGUCACUUGUUUGUUGUUUUGCUUCUUGAAGACAAAGAAACAUUCUGAGGAAAUCAGUAAUAUUCAAUCAAUACUCAAUAGUUAA